AUGUUAUAAUUGUAUGUGCAGGUAUAUACACCAUGGAGCCUGGACCGAGUAGUGAUGAGGUCCUAUAUGACCAGCCUCGACACCGUUCACAUGUUAUAUCCUUUACAGAGAGAGGCCCGGAUAUUGUUAUGGUUGAUCAUAGCCUCAGCCAUAGCCGUUGGCAUAUAGAGGAUGAGCGCAUAAUAGCAGCUGUAGGACGGGCCGGCUUCUUGACAUGUUCAAAGCUUCGUUGGAUGAGGCUCGAUUGGCCCCUACUCACCGCUUUGAUAGAUGGGUGGAGGCCGGAGACCAACACUUUCCACUUCCGAAUGGGAGAGCCUACUAUUACGCUACAGGAUGUAGCUAUGAUACUUGGUCUCCGCAUAGAUGGUCCGUGCGUUACCGGCAGUGAAAGACAUUUUUGGCCGAUAAAGUGUGAGGAGUUGUUAGGUGUAGCUCCAGAGUCAAUGCCUGGAGGAAAUAUUAAAUUGAAGUGGCUAAAAGAUACAUUCUCGGUGCCGUUACCUUUUGAUGUGCCGCCAAUAUUGAUUGAGCAACAUGCACGUGCAUACAUUAUGCACAUGACCGGUUCAAUAUUAUUUUCAGAUUCGAGUAAAGAUAAAGUGCAUGCCAGGUAUCAUUUUUAUCAGUAUUUACAAUUAUGUCUGCUGAUUUAGCUUAUUUUGAUAACUUGAAAUGUUAUGAAAAUGCUAGGUGGUUACCACUUAUCGGGGACUUGGACACGUGUGGUGCGUUAUCGUGGGGUAGUGCGGUUUUGGCGUACCUAUAUAGAGAGAUGUCUAAGGUUGCAUUCAUAAAAAAUAGUGACCUCAA
Molecule: messenger RNA, 813 nt
Organism: Asparagus officinalis (garden asparagus)
Lineage: Eukaryota; Viridiplantae; Streptophyta; Magnoliopsida; Asparagales; Asparagaceae
Product: protein MAIN-LIKE 2-like
Exons: 2
Coding region: 33-656 (207 amino acids)
Biological process (GO): meristem development; meristem maintenance
Source: RefSeq, a predicted model, not a curated record